Molecule: messenger RNA, 821 nt
Organism: Schistosoma mattheei
Lineage: Eukaryota; Metazoa; Platyhelminthes; Trematoda; Strigeidida; Schistosomatidae
Source: the annotation of a GenBank genome assembly
GACUAACAAUAACUAAAUUAAAUUUAUCUAAUAAUAAUCUUAGUUAUUUACCAUCAGAAAUAUGUGAUAUGAUUAAUUUACAAUAUUUGGAUAUAAGUCAUAAUAAUUUACGUGGUUACACUGAAGUAUCUGAAAUGAAUUCAAUUAAUAAUAAUGAAUCAAUUCAUCGUCAUAGUAAAUUAAUGAAUAGAAAUAAAUCAAUUGAUUUCAAUGAUAAUAUCAAUGAAAAAUUAGAUAAUGUACAAUUACCAAAAGAGAUGAAUCGUUUAAUUCAUUUAAAAACAUUAAAAAUAUCUUCAUGUGAUUUAAAAUUUAUUCCAAAAAUUAUAUUUCAAAUAAUUAGUUUAACUAAAUUAGAUUUAAGUGAGAAUUGGACAAAUGAACUGCCUACAACGAUAGGUAACUUGUUGGAGUUACGUUGUCUAGUGGCGAAACGAAUGGGACUAAGUACCUUACCAAUAGAGAUCAUUAAUUGCUCUAAAUUACGUACAAUAAAUUUAUAUGGAAAUGAGAUAACGUCACUUCCUGAUGAAUUUUCAAAACUUUAUAAAUUAAAAGCCUUGCAUUUGGAUUAUCGACACUUUAUAAAAGCUUUGAUUAAACCAAGGAAGGUUUCCAAAGUUAAAAUGGUCAAUUUUAUUGACUCAACUGAUGAAGCUGGAGAAAAUAAUAUUACAAUAGAAGUAAAUAAACCAAGAAAAUCUAUUGUAGCAGAAGAAACUGCAAUUUCAAUUGCUGAACGACUAGAUACAUUACUUCGAUCAGGUCAAAUGAAAUCACAUCAUAUACCGACCGUCAUUUUUAAACUACGAAGACUCACU